Rotaria sp. Silwood1 is the source of this 2649-nucleotide messenger RNA. The record is from the annotation of a GenBank genome assembly. Lineage: Eukaryota; Metazoa; Rotifera; Eurotatoria; Philodinida; Philodinidae.
AUGACUUUCUUUCUGCUUCACACCAAUUCUUUUCUUCUUGGAGUACUCUCACUAAUUCCAACGGCUUAUACAGCAUGUAUCUUAAGUGGUGAUGAAACUACUAUUAAUGAUCUACUCUCUAGUGGAGGUGCCAAUGCCAUAGUAUCUCUCUGUGCCAAUAGCGUAUUCAAUCUGAAAAAUCCAAUCGUUUUUACAGCUCCUAAUCAAGAAUUAUCUACACAAGGAUAUUCUACAGACUCUACACGUGCGACUCUUGUUGUCACUGGUGUUAAUCAGACUGCUGCAAUUAUAGGUAACUGCGAUCAAUGUUCUGGUUUGAGACUUCGAAACAUCCAAGUGAAUGGUAACAGACCAGCUCUAGGAUUAUUUGAGGGUAGUGCGAAUAUUGAGAUUGGAGGACCUACUAGUAACCAACUUGUGGACCAUGUACAUUCCUACGAACCUCGAGGAUGGUCAUGUCUGCAUAUCACCGAAAGUGGAAUAAGUGGUUGCAGGAAUGCAACUAUUACUAACAAUGAAAUAGGUCCCGCAGGCGAUUCUGCUGGUCAUUGGGCAGAUGGCAUAUCCAUGGCGUGCAUAAGUAGCUUGGUUGCAAACAAUGUAAUUACAGAUGCUACAGAUGGUGCUAUUGUGAUUUUUGGUGCUCCUUUUACCACAGUCAAAAACAAUACUAUCAUUGCUAUAUCUCGCGUGAUUCUGGGUGCUAUCAACAUGGUAGAUUAUGAUCAAUAUUCCGGAGAUUAUACUGGUGCUACAGUUACGGACAAUACUAUUUGGGCUAAAUCAGCAUUCAUUAAAACAGGUAUUUCUAUUGGCCCAGCUGUGUGGGGAGCAGAUAAAACAAACUACAACCGCAAUGGUAUAGUUCGUCGCAAUACAAUUAAGGGUGAUAAUAUGGGUUAUGGUAUUAUUGUCUCUGGUGCACAUAAUUUUACUGUCUUAGACAAUAUCUCUACCGCGAAUUACAGUGGUGCUUUUACUUCGAGUUGUUACACGCCUAAUAAUGCGCCUCCAAUGGCAUUUCUAAAAAGUACUAGAGCUGACGGCAAUUUUCAAUCAAACUUUGUUUUGGGCAGAGCUCAUUUAAUGGCGAUGGAAAUUUGGCACCUUGUUUUCUUUCAACCAUUGCAAAAUCAAGUAACAUUAGCAUGUCAUCAAUUAAUCAAUGCCGAACGUCAAAAUGAAAUGAUUAAUACUCGACUUAUUCGUGCAGUUCUAGAAAGUUAUAUCGAACUUGGCUUCGAGGAAAGUUCAUGUGUACCAAAUAAUAGUGAUCAAAUAACAUCCCAAACAUUGAAAAUUUAUAAAGCUUACUUUGAAGUACCAUGUCUUCAAUAUACAGAACAAUUUUAUCGUCAAGAAACAGCUAAUUUUGUUGUUCACAAUUCUAUGUAUCACGAUGGAUUGAUGAAGAAUAGGCGUGUAACAUCAGAAACUUGCCUAUGUGAUUAUAUAGUUCGAAUUGAAUGUCAAACAUGUCAAGGUACUUUACCAUAUGAUUCAUGUUCGUCAAAUGCAGCAUGUGGUUGUCUUCGUCUAGCAUCUAAUAAUGAUAAUAGUAGUAUAUGUGCUUAUCUUUCUUUGAGUUGUUCUAAAUUGAUUUCAUGUGCUCCUAACAACCAAACGUGUUAUCAACCGAGACAUGUUUGUGUGGAACAUCCACGAUGUCAAAAUCGUCCUCUAUGUUAUCCAAUUGAUAUGACUACUAGAGAAAUAUGUCCUCUUGUACUACCAACAACAACAGGAGCAACUACACCAAUGAUACCUGAUGAUGGUAUAUGUGCUAGUGCAAAAUGGAAUCCUAAUGGAACUACUGUUAUCGGAGGAAAAGUUUCUGUUAUAUAUGAAUAUUCUAUGCCUGGUACUUCUAGUGGUCAGGUAGUUGCUGGUGGUAAUGGACCCGGCAAUGGCACUCAUCAACUUGCGUAUCCGGAAGGUUUUGCUAUUGAUAAAAAUGGAAGUCUCUUUAUUUGUGAUCCAGGAAAUAGACGUGUUCAAAGAUGGUAUAACAAUGAUGAUCAUGGAACUACAAUCAUGUUUGAUACUCAUUGUUGGGGAAUUGUGAUUGAUGAUGAAGGAUUAGUGUAUAUUUCUGACUCAGUUGAUUACCAUCGUGUAAUAACAUGGCCCGAUGGUAGAACAGUCGCAGGUGGAAACGGAGAAGGAAAUGCAUUGAAUCAAUUAUCGAAUCCCUAUCUGAUAUUUGUUGAUCAUAAUCGAUCGGUUUUCGUUGCUGAUGGAGGCAACCACCGUGUAAUGAAAUGGUCCGCCGGAGCCACUGAAGGUUUAAUUGUUGCAGGCGGAAAUGGAGCAGGACAUGAACUCAAUCAGUUAGGUGAACCUUCCUCGGUUAUUGUUGAUCGAAUGGGUACACUUUAUAUAGGUGAAGCUUUUAAUGCGAGAAUUACACGUUGGUUCAAAGGAAGUAAAGAGGGUAUUGUUAUUGUUGGUGGACGUGGUGAGGGUAAUCAUGCAGAUCAGAUAACAAAACAAUGUGAUAUGGCAUUUGAUCGUGAUGGAAACUUAUGGGUAGCCGAUUAUUUUAAUCAUCGUAUACAAUUUUUUGCGAUAGACAAAAGUUCUUGCAAAUCACGUAAGUACACAGUUCCUUUUCUGAUCAAUGAAUCUAUCAUUAUUGUCACAUUUUAG